Molecule: messenger RNA, 3470 nt
Organism: Fomitiporia mediterranea MF3/22
Lineage: Eukaryota; Fungi; Basidiomycota; Agaricomycetes; Hymenochaetales; Hymenochaetaceae
Exons: 11
Coding region: 162-3332 (1056 amino acids)
Cellular component (GO): Sin3-type complex
Source: RefSeq, a predicted model, not a curated record
UCUUAUUCAAGGGUGUCAAAAGUCACGAGCGUGUCACUGUCAGAAUAUGGGAAUAACUGCUCUUUCCUGCCUUGGUCGCGUCUGCUACUCCAAGUCUAAGUCUACUCCCGGCCAUGUACAGCUACAGUCACUCGCUCCUGUCCGACUACUAGCACGCAAUUAUGGACAGACCUCGCCUGCGCACGUCUGCCUCACCGCCUGUCUCCCCUCCUUUGUCGCCCACCGUCUCCAGCUCGUCUGUCUCUCGCGUUUCGCCUAUUCAGCGCAGGACUCAGCCGCUCAAGUCUCAAAUUCCAAGUCUGCCCAGACGUCUGCUUGUUCCGACAUUCUGCUCCAAACCAGCUCUACCCGACCUUGAGCUCCGUCCAGUCAAGAGCAAGUCUAGUAGUAACAGACUUACUAGGGGCCGAGCGGACUCUGCACCGCCAGAACCCCUACAGUCCGAGUUUAGGGAUGAGAGGCGCUGGUUCAAUAUCGACGUCCAGUUUGAAGUGGUGGAAGAAGACGUGAAGAUCUCCGGUUACCAGAUAUUUGCAGUAGAGAAGUGGAUCGUCGACCGUAGUCGAACAACUGUCUUACUUACUGUCUACACUGGUGACCCGAAAGACACGAUUACUGUAACCGCUCUUGCUCCUGAGGCUUCACUCUCAGACAUCGAAGCACGCCAGGAAUGGGAAAGGAUUAUCCACGAGCUUCGUAAGGAUGGUGCUCGACCGCGCGAGACGGAUGAAGGCCUCAUCAUGGUCACGUCUCUUGCAAAUUUUCGAUCCGAUUACACCGUGGUACAUAUUCCGGACGGAGACUUUCUUGCACAUCGCCAACAACUUUACGUGAAUAUCAAUUUGCUGCGCAUGGGAUGCAGCGGAAGGAGCGCAUUAACUCUGCAGGAACCAAGUGAUGCGACGAAAGAUCGGUUCAUUUCUAUGUUCCAUUUCGGCGAUGCAAUGCGAACUGGGGCACGUUUCAGACAAACUGUCUUAGAGCUUGUUCGGCUGAUUCAGUGUGGGCUAUCUCUAUUCGAUUUAUUCCCAGUAGAUUUUCAAGAACAAGACGGCCUCCUCUGUGACAAUACGGUAGAGGGGAUCCAGAAAUGGAUAGCUAAUGUUGGCGAGCCGUACAUGAAAGUCGAGCCUACAGAAAGAGUGGCAGAUCCCUCAAUUGUCUCUGCUAUCAUAAGCCUCGCACUUUCAGUGCGUAACAAACUUAGUGCAAUUGGGUUUCAGAACGUCCCCAAGGAUCCGUUCCUUCACCCCCGUCGAUUUACACGAUCUCUCGCUGCUUAUGUCAACCAGCGCCUUGCUCAACCCCCAUCCGCUUCAAGUGGGACAACUAUUCACCAUGCUUACCUGAAUCUGGCACUAAUCAAGCAUAUCGACGUGGCGUAUGAAAAGUACAAAUCAUCGGAAGCAUACAAGCUCCAUCGUGUUGUGCUUAAUAAAUUGGAUGACAUCACUUCCGUGACAACCUCAGCUAUGACAAGUUCGAAAGAUCCAUCUCAUGGAAGAUCCAUGUCACUAUCUCUUUCUGCGAAAGAAAGGGAAGCGGAGAGUCUAGUUGAGCCGACUUCCGAUUUGGCGGGCUUCAUUAGUAAAAUCGGAGCUCUGCGUAGAAAAGACUGUGGGGCGAGUGUUAGAUAUUUAUGGGUGGGAAAGUUCGACCAGUUAGAAAGGAAGAGGCAGGAGAGCAUCUGGAGUGAUGCAGAGGAGGAAAGAGAAAAGGAGCGGGAACGAAGCGAUUCGGAGGAUGAAGGAGAUACUCCAGGCGUGUUUCCCUGGCCCAGCAAGGUGACAAAGAAGAUUGAGAAUUGGGCAGGAGAAUUUGGGAGGAGUAGGCUGAAGAAGACAAGCGUAGAUAUGACACCCUCAAAGGGGAAGAGGCCAGAGAAUGUAACAAACGACUCAGUCGUCCCGUUUGUGGUUGUUUCAAGGGAACAGGACGGGCCAAUGUCAGGAUUCAGCAGCGGCCAAGCAUCACCUAUCUCUCCUUCCGCCUCUUAUAACAACCUAGGCAUAUUCUCUUCAGCGCAUGCAUCAGCACUUGGGAUUGACGAGGAAGAAUACAGUCAACGCGUAAAACGGUUCAACAGGAAAUGGCCUAGCCCAGUCACGCCAGUACGAAAGCGAGCAUUCAGCUGGGCGGACCAGCAGAGUGCUGUAGGUUUACUGGACGAGGUAUACGUAGACAUAAAAGCAAUGGAGGCAACCGUGUUCCCGUUUGGUAUUAGCUACGAUCCGAACGUCUUUCUGUGGACGAAGAACAUCCCGACUCCUGGCGGGGAGAAGCCACCGAAACCAAAGAAGCCGAAAGAACCGUUCGUUCACAAGCUCAAGAGGUCGAAUAGUUCCGAUGACCUCGUUUUUGUCGACCCCGACGAGAUCUUAUCGAGAGAGCGCUUGCAAACGGAUGUUGAACUUUGCAUUCAAUGCCUCAUCAUGCAUAGGCGUAAAGCCCAUGUCGAAGCUGUUAUUACUGUCUUACAGGCUCUCAUUCAAAGUAGCUCAUCCACAAAUGAGAUGCUCUUGAAAUAUCACGAGGAGCACAGUGACCUGCUAAAGGAACUAGCAGAGAAGUGCCAAAUUGCGGCCGAUAUAGAAGAGGCCAUCUCCACCACGGACUCGGCUUCAGCAGAUACGGAUGCGCUACGCUACGAAGCGAACUUCCUUGACGUUGCUGGCUUGUGGCGCAUGGCACAGACUCCCCGAUUACGGGUCUUCGCUAUUCGGGAUCGUGUGUUCGGCGUACGGAAUCGACGACGUUUUCCGCUUUCCACUCCCGGCCAAGUACACAUCAGCGGGCAUGGGCGUUUUAACCGUGUACAGAAGCGGCUGGACGGGAGUGAGCGGUUGGUGGACUUCUUGGGUCGUACAGAAAGUGAAGUGGAGGAAGAGGGCGAGUUACCUGAGGACUUACGCCUCGAAGGCGAGGACGAUAGUGAAGACGAUCAUGAGUUGCGGAUACAUACCGAGUCCGAGGGCGCUCAAGAAGGUCGAUUCCAAGCGUUGAACAAUUGGUUACUUGCGCUAUUCACGAAGUGGGGCCGCGUAUUGGGCGGUGGUGGUGCUACACACCCUACACACCCUGAGCCGCGGACUGUAAUGGGAGAUAACCAUGCUCCACCCGAGAAGGAAGCGAAACACGAUUUCGAUGAGGUCGACGGCCCCCAAUCAGACUUGCCUAUCGAUGAUCAAUAUAAGACACCCGCUCGUCGGACACCCAAUUUUAUUGCCAACGGGCAUCAUCAUCGGCUUAGCACUGUCGGCGAAGAGGAAGAACCGAUUAGCAUGCCCAACACACCGACGAUACCGGGACUGCCACGUCUUCAUAGUCGUUGAACAUCGGGUCUGCUUCUUGAGAUCUUGUGAGGCUGUUGGGUUGCACUGUUAUGAUCAUCGUUAUUUUUUUGAGGGAUCGAAUCGAGCUGUAUCAUUAUGUCUUGUUAUUUUCUGCUUUUGCUUUGCUUUGCACGUUUA